CCCAAGUAAAGAAAAAAAACCGUGGGACUCAUAUGAGCUGUGAGCUGUGGUACGGAGACUCCAAUGUCUGAACCGAGCAUUUAAACAGCCCACCAACCGCUUCCUUUCAGCAACAGAACCUAAAUCAACAGAGAGAUCACUCGGAAAAGCAUCAAUCCGUUUGGUUGCUUGUUUUGUGAGACCCAAGCUGCAAUUCCAAAAGCUCUGGCAGGUGCGGAGGAAGUGGUGAGGCUGGAAAACAUUGCCUUCUCCGAGGGAGACGCCUGCCGGAAUAAAGGAAAAUGAAGGGGUUGUUCAAGUCCAAGCCCAGGACCCCCGUUGAUGUUGUUCGUCAGACUCGUGAUCUCCUCAUCCAUGCCGAAAGCGGCUCUGCUUCCGACACUCGCGAGAGCAAACGAGAAGAAAAGAUGAUCGAGUUGAGCAAACUAAUUCGGGAAUUGAAGUCAAUUCUUUAUGGUAAUAGUGAAGCUGAGCCUGUUGCAGAGGCUUGUGCACAGCUAACUCAAGAGUUCUUUAGGGAAAACACAUUGCGCCUUCUAAUUAAUUGUCUUCCCAAAUUGAAUUUAGAGACCCGUAAAGAUGCCACACAAGUAGUUGCAAAUCUACAAAGGCAACAGGUUCAGUCAAGGCUGGUUGCCAGUGAUUACUUGGAAGCCAAUUUGGAUCUCAUGGAUACUCUAAUAGUAGGUUACGAGAAACCAGAUAUUGCAUUGCAUUAUGGUGCUAUGCUGAGGGAAUGCAUUCGACACCAAAGUGUUGCUAGGUAUGUCCUGAAUUCACAACAUAUGAAGAGGUUUUUCACCUACAUACAACUACCAAAUUUUGACCUUGCUGCUGAUGCUGCUGCAACUUUUAAGGAACUCUUGACAAGACAUAAAUCAACUGUAGCUGAUUUUCUUUCUAAGAAUUAUGACUGGUUUUUUGCUGACUAUAACUCACAGCUGCUUGAGUCUCCCAAUUACAUCACUAGAAGGCAAGCUAUUAAGCUUCUGGGGGAUAUGCUUCUGGACCGAUCAAAUUCUGCUGUGAUGACACGUUAUGUUAGCUCAAGAGAUAACUUGAGGAUUCUGAUGAAUCUUCUCAGGGAGUCGAGCAAAAGCAUUCAGAUUGAAGCAUUUCAUGUUUUUAAGCUAUUUGCUGCCAAUCAACACAAGCCUUCAGUUAUAGUUAACAUCCUUGUCGCAAAUAGAAGCAAGCUUUUACGCCUCUUUGCUGAUUUCAAGACUGAGAAAGAGGAUGAGCAGUUUGAGGCAGACAAAGCUCAGGUUGUGAAAGAAAUCGCUGCACUCGAACACAAGGAGCUUUCAUGAUGCUUUAGUUUCUGUUUAGCUCCUUAGAGGUCUUCUACGGAUUGUCUGUAAUCUUAUCUGUUUCCCACUUGUGUAUUUGUUACUAGUUGUCAAUAUUCCCUCUAGAAUGCUGGGGUGCUAAUAUAUGAGUAACAUAUCCAAAUAUUACAUAAUUUAUUGGGAGUACUUUGGCGCCACGCCAUGUAUUUUCUUCUAGCGUCUUACAAAUGUCUUUCGCAUUUUGAGCCAUAUUUGAUGUGUAUUUUUUGGGUUAUAGGUAGGAAUAGACAC
Molecule: messenger RNA, 1580 nt
Organism: Cuscuta europaea
Lineage: Eukaryota; Viridiplantae; Streptophyta; Magnoliopsida; Solanales; Convolvulaceae
Source: the annotation of a GenBank genome assembly